Molecule: messenger RNA, 1700 nt
Organism: Rhodamnia argentea
Lineage: Eukaryota; Viridiplantae; Streptophyta; Magnoliopsida; Myrtales; Myrtaceae
Product: probable serine/threonine-protein kinase PBL3
Exons: 6
Coding region: 289-1551 (420 amino acids)
Biological process (GO): protein phosphorylation
Molecular function (GO): protein kinase activity; ATP binding
Source: RefSeq, a predicted model, not a curated record
UCCUCCUCCUCCUCCAUAUCAUCACAUGUUCCCAUUCCCAUUUCCGGUUCCUCGUUUCCUGCGACUUUCCUCGGGUUUCGUUGUUUUCUUCCUUUUCCCCUCGAGCUAAAAAUCACUGCUUUACACGGAAAGUCUUCUUCAAAUUCCUGCAACCUUCCCUCCUGCUCAUCAUUAGGAUCCUCACCCGUUGAAUUUCCACUUUAUUAAAAAAAUAAAGGGAGCAGGGCAACGGGUUUUGCUGAAUUCUUGAAGAGGUCUCUCUAUUUUUUUUUUGCGGGAAGCGUUCAUAUGGGCAAUUGCUUACGUUCUUCUGCUAAAGUAGAAGCUACCCAGAGCUCUCGUUCCACUUUUGGAGUCUCGAAAAACUCCAGCAAAACCAGCCAUUAUUCGCCGCGCUUGAGCGUGACCACGCUGUCCUGCAGUGACAGGAGCUAUGCUUCUUCUUCAAGUCUUCCGACACCAAGGUCGGAAGGAGAGAUUUUGUCCUCUCCAAAUUUAAAAGCAUUCACGUUCAAUGAGUUGCGGAAUGCCACUAGGAACUUCCGUCCGGAUAGCCUUCUUGGUGAAGGGGGAUUUGGGUAUGUCUUUAAAGGAUGGAUCGAUGAACUCUCGUUGGCCGCUGCCAAACCCGGAUCAGGAAUGGUUGUGGCGGUCAAGAAACUUAAGCCUGAGGGUUUUCAAGGCCACAAGGAGUGGUUGACAGAAGUUGAUUACCUUGGCCAACUGCAUCAUCUAAAUCUGGUCAAAUUAAUUGGAUACUGUGUGGAAGGUGAAAAUCGGUUGUUGGUCUAUGAAUUUAUGCCCAAGGGGAGCUUGGAGAACCAUCUUUUCAGGAGAGGGCCACAACCACUUUCUUGGGCAAUAAGAAUCAAAGUGGCUGUAGGUGCUGCCCGUGGGCUCUCUUUUCUACACGAUGCCAAAUCGCCCGUAAUAUAUCGUGAUUUCAAGGCCUCGAAUAUCCUCCUUGAUGCGGAAUACAAUGCAAAACUGUCUGAUUUUGGAUUGGCUAAGGCAGGGCCAACUGGUGACAAGACUCAUGUGUCUACCCAAGUCAUGGGUACACACGGGUAUGCAGCCCCUGAAUAUGUUGCUACUGGACGGUUGACUGCUAAGAGCGAUGUCUUCAGCUUCGGGGUCGUGCUGCUAGAACUGUUGUCUGGCAGGCGGGCAGUGGACAAAUCGAAAGUCGGGGUGGAGCAAACUCUGGUGGAUUGGGCAAGACCCUAUUUGGGUGACAGACGGAAAUUGUUUCGGGUAAUGGACACCAAAUUGGAGGGCCAAUAUCCCCAGAAAGGAGCAUAUACAGCUGCAUCACUCGCUUUACAGUGCCUGAACGUCGACGCCAAAGCUAGGCCUAAGAUGUCCCAGGUUUUGGCGAGCCUCGAACAGCUGGAGGCUCCCAAAAGCGGAGCCAACCACUCCCCUUCUGACUAUCACACUGCCCCGGCCACUCUGCUGAAGUCCCCUCUGAAGCAGCAGCGGUCUCCACUUAAUUUGACACCAGGCGUGUCACCAUUGCGGUCUCAUAGGCAUUCGGCGCAUGUUCGAUGAGGGGGAGGACGAAGGCCUUGUGUUUGUGUAGUGGUUUCUUCCACAUGCGUAAUGUGGUUUUGAUAGGUGUGCUAUACGAGCAUAAAAUGUUUGACGAAAUUUUUGCACCGUCGGUUGAACUGUGCUUGUCAACGAUGUAUCUUCUAUCA